Trichosurus vulpecula (common brushtail) is the source of this 320-nucleotide messenger RNA. RefSeq names its product U6 snRNA-associated Sm-like protein LSm3. The record is from RefSeq and is a predicted model, not a curated record. NCBI's taxonomy places the organism in Eukaryota, Metazoa, Chordata, Mammalia, Diprotodontia, Phalangeridae. Gene Ontology annotation, biological process: P-body assembly; mRNA splicing, via spliceosome. The transcript has a single exon. Bases 1 to 264 code for a protein of 87 amino acids. Gene Ontology annotation, cellular component: precatalytic spliceosome; U6 snRNP; Lsm1-7-Pat1 complex. Gene Ontology annotation, molecular function: RNA binding.
AUGGCAGACAAUGCGGAUCAGCAACAGACCACCAACACUGUAGAGGAGCCGCUGGAUCUCAUCAGGCUCAGUCUAGAUGAACGAAUUUAUGUAAAAAUGAGAAAUGACCGAGAACUGCGAGGAAGAUUGCAUGCUUACGAUCAGCAUUUAAAGAUGAUUUUGGGAGAUGUAGAAGAGACUGUGACAACUAUAGAAAUUGAUGAAGAAACUUAUGAGGAGAUCUAUAAAUCAACCAAGAGGAACAUUCCAGUGCUGUUUGUUUGAGGUGAUGGGGUUGUAUUAGUAGCCCCUCCACUGAGAGUUGGCUGAAACCAAGACCU